Setaria italica (foxtail millet) is the source of this 2184-nucleotide messenger RNA. RefSeq lists its product as uncharacterized. The record is from RefSeq and is a predicted model, not a curated record. The transcript has 6 exons. NCBI's taxonomy places the organism in Eukaryota, Viridiplantae, Streptophyta, Magnoliopsida, Poales, Poaceae. Bases 399 to 1070 code for a protein of 223 amino acids.
AUCAUUGCAUCCCUUGAAUAUUACCUUUCAUGUUAAUAGGUUAUAUCUAUCGCAGGUCAUCUGAUUUUGGCCCUUCAUGCAUAGCCAUCAGUUUGAUAACUCCCAUCCUUACUUGUUAGAUCCCAAACAGAAAUUUGUCCUCCAAGCGAUAAUGUUUUUUCGUAGCAAUUCAUCUACUUUAAAUAAUAUCCUCCCUACUGCUAAAAAUUGACACUAAUAAGCUUGAUAAUUACCAUUCUUUACAGACACAGCUCUAGCAGAAAUGGCAUUGCAUAGGCCACUCUGAAAGGAACGCACACAUGAAUUUUAUACACUAGGUCCAAGAAAUCACAUCAAUUUUGCAACUAUGCAUAUGCACAUAUAGUUCCAAGAAUUGCUGGUGUCUAUAGAAUUGCACAAUGACUGCACAAUGCUAUCUUCUUAAUUCUAAGAACAACUUAUUGAAUUCUCACAGGCCGGUCUUCUCAGAUAAGAAUCCUCAAACUGUAUGUGAAAUCACUACCAAAUCGUCUUAUGUUCUACUUGAAAUAAUUACUUCCGGUCCUUUCUCAUACAUAUAUGUCUGUACAGGAAGGUUUAAAACUCUUAGGGUCAUGCAUAAUUUAUCAACACUCUCACGAUUCUUCCAGGUUUUAUUUCUGCAGGUGUUAAUUUUGUUGAUUUUAAGGCACCACUGGUUGUGGUGGGGAUGCAACCUGCACCUGAUGGACAACCAACAGGUGCAGGGAGCUUCUCUUGCUUCAUUUGCUUCCAUCCUGAAGAUGUUUGACAAAAUACCACAGUUAACUAGCUCUGCCUCUACAGCAAGGAUGCAAAAGGAUGAUCAUCCAUUUCCUGGGUUUUUUUUUACCUUGGUGCCUUCCUCCAACCAUGCCGCCCUCUCCGUCUGCGUCUCCUUGGCAGCGGCAGGCCAUGAGACAAGGAGGAAGCGAUGCAGCUUGACGAUGGGGCCUCUCCGCGCUGGCCCCUUCCUCAUCUCUCUCAGCACCAUCAUGUUCUCACUGUUGAGCAGAAAUGGGGAAUUGAGUACUGCUAGAAAGUUGAGCUGCCUACUAGGGUGCAAUAACUAAAGCAUGAAAAGCAAAGCCUGGGCAGGAGAGGAGGAUUAAGAGCAAUCAAUUUGGGCUAACUAUGGCAAGUGGAAGUUUUUCUCGCCGUGGAAGUGGCCAUCGUGCUGGUGGCGGCCGUGGACAGUCAUUGGCUCGUCCUCGAGAAAUUCACUUCCCUAAUCACAUCAUUGACUUGCCAAAAGAUGAUCGAAGCAGAGGAACAAUUCCUAACAUAGUAAUAUUCUUUCCUUCUUGUAAUUGGUUUUUUUACUACACAUGAAUAAUUCCUAAAUUUACUUACAUACAAUUUAGCUUAUCGACAAUAUUAGAUGGCUGAAAGAUAUUAUCGAAACUCUAGGUGGUACUUCUCCUUUAGUGCAAUCCGAGAUAGUUAGUUCACGGAAUUUUAAGAGUAAAAAUCUCUUUUCAAGUACCCGUUCGAGAAACAUAGGCCAACCGGAUGAGAGUAUCAGGAUAGCUCAUCCCGAUGGUUUCAAUUGCCGCAUGGGAUCAAUUAGCACCAAGUAGGGUAACAUUUGAAAGGAUUGCCAUGGAGGCCUACCUACAACAGCGAUCAUGGGUACUUUGUGCUAGACUUGUCAAUUUUCGAAUAAAGGCCCUCGAGGAGGGAGAAACUUGAGAGGCUUUGUCAGCUGAAUCAAUAUGACAUGGUAUGGAACAUAUCUAAUCAUCCUUUUAUCUUUAACUAUGUUACAUCUUUUAAAUUUUAUCAUGUUAUUCUCUUCUUUUAGGAUGUCUUUGGUCAAACCUUAGUGGCAAUGAGCUUCAUGUGAUUCUGGCUCAAGUCUUAGAUAUGUUGAAUUAUAGUUAUACCGAUGGAAACCCGAUAUGCACCAAAGAUUUCAAGCUCCAGGCUCAUCUCACUUUUUACAGGCUAUUUCAGUUGGCGUCAUCUCCAUGGUUCGAGAUUUAUGGCAGUGCAUGUGACCGUCCUUGUGAUGUGUUAGAGAGUGCACUAAUUCAUGCUCUAGCUUAUAUUGAUGAAGUUCUAGACUUUAUGAUUGGAGACUUAAGCUAUGUGGCAUAUCUACGUAAGCAAAGUGAAUUAUUAAAUAUGUAGCAAGCAUGGAUUUACUCCUACCAUACACUUUUCUUAUGGAUUUGAACUUGUUAU